Wyeomyia smithii (pitcher-plant mosquito) is the source of this 3245-nucleotide messenger RNA. Its product is annotated as zinc finger protein 729-like. Gene Ontology annotation, biological process: regulation of transcription by RNA polymerase II. The transcript is spliced from 5 exons. The coding region runs from base 106 to 3180 and encodes 1024 amino acids. Gene Ontology annotation, molecular function: DNA-binding transcription factor activity, RNA polymerase II-specific; zinc ion binding; RNA polymerase II transcription regulatory region sequence-specific DNA binding. The record is from RefSeq and is a predicted model, not a curated record. Gene Ontology annotation, cellular component: nucleus. Lineage: Eukaryota; Metazoa; Arthropoda; Insecta; Diptera; Culicidae.
GUACCUUGACUUAAUUUGGUUCAGCUUCGAUUUUUCGAGUGGGUUUGUUUUGUUCCUAGAAAAAAAUUGAAUAAUUUAUCAAACGUUCAGCAGUUUCUCGAACAAAUGAGCCUACAUUGUUGGAUUUGUCGGCAGCAAGAAACCGACGGUUUGGUUUCUCUAUCUCAUCGUGAUUCAACACAGCAGAAAUCGGUUCACGUGUUGAUUGAAACUGUUGUCGGGAUUAAGUUGAAGAAUGACUAUAAAAUACAACGUCACAUAUGCAGUCAGUGCCUGGAAAAGUUUAAUCAGACCUGCUCACUUUGGAAACAAUAUGAAAGUUUUCAAAUAAAGCAAGGAUCAUCGAGAGAACCAGAAGGAGAUUAUAUCUGCUGCAAAUGUGCGAAGCAAGAUGUCGAAGAGUUAAUAGCUCUGGCUUGUGUUUGCGACUCCUGGAAUCUGACCGUCAGUGAUAUGAUUGAAUUCCUGUCUGGUGUAGUUGUCGAACCGGACGCUAGUUUAUCGCCGUACAUAUGCGAUGUAUGUCUACAAGAAUUGAAUAUGGGUUGCACCUUCAAGCAGCAGUGCUUGGAAGCGGAGUUGUCGCUACAUAAUCAGGCGGUACGUGAUUGGGAUAUGAUGAAGUUCGAAAAUGCCGAUAGUGAUGAUUUAAUCGUUGACUUAUACGCCGCUGCUUUUCCGCGUUGGAAUACGCGGACGCAUUGCAUUACGCACAUCUACUGCAUGAUUUGUAGUUUGGAAACGCCAAUCCACUUGUUCUCCAGAAAAUGUAAUGGAUGCUGUUUAGAGUUUAAAAAUUUUGAUGAAAUUGUCAAUAAAGCAAAUGAAUCUCAAGAAAUAACUGAACUUGAAAUUGAUUCGAAUGUGACUAUGGCAGAGCAUGUCGAUGGAAAUGAUUUUAAAUCUGAUUUCCUGAUUAAAAUUGAGCCUAACAGUAUAUCUGAGCAAGAUUGUGCGGCUUUAAUUAUUGAUAACGUGUAUAACAAACCACAUCCAGACAUCGACAACUGCUUUGAUAUUCUUGAAGAUUUGAGCGAGAUUUAUCAAAAAGUUCGUCGGAAAGGGCCGAUGUGCUGCGGUUGUAAGAUAUUUUUCCUCUCGAAAGAUGAACUGAGACAGCACCGCAAAAUGCAUCACGUGCAAAUGGUACCGGGGACAGAACUUUGUUACAUUUGUAAAAUAUGCACAAGAAUAUUUCGCACCAGGGGAACUCUCAGGCAUCAUGAGGCAAUAUCAGAACGUGACACAUAUUUUUACUGUAAAAUCUGCAAACAACUGUUCGACGAUGAUGUCUGUUUAAAUACGCACAAAGCAACAAUACAUGGAAAUGAAAAUGCCAAUAGUAUGGAAAUCCUCAACAAGUUUCGAAGCAAAACGGUAAUGCGUUACAGGUGUAAAAUAAACGGAUGCAAGAAGGUGGAAAAGUACGUCGACAAAAUCGUUCAUCAUUACUCUAUUGCACACAAGUUGCAGCUCGAUGAAUAUGAAGUUGCUAAAGAUCCAACUUUUAGGGUGAAUAUGAAUUUAAAUAUUUGCAAAAUUGGUAAAUGCGGGUUUAAAUCGAGAAGUUUACCAUAUACUGUUAAACACUGUUCAACACCUCACACAAAUAAGCUCAUUCCUCGUGAACGAAUGGGCACUAACAAAUCAAGAUUUGAACCAGAUGCACCUGAUUUGAAACAAUUUACCAUUGUUGAUAAUAUAGACAACAAUCUAAGUGUUUUAACCACUGACAGUGAAUUUUGCUGUGGUUGUUUUACUUUUCAUCGAACAGCGGAGGAUUUUCAACUGCAUUUUUCGGCCGUGCAUGAUGAUAACAAAGUAGGAAAUUCCGAUUUUGCAUUCAAGUGUACCAGGUGCAAUAGAAGAUUCAAGGGCAUUAGUGCUUACACGCAGCACAUGUCUGCAGCCUCUAAAGGAGUUUAUUAUUACUGCAAUCCUUGCAAGGAAUUUCUUUGGGACUUGCGGGAUAUAAAACGUCAUAAAAUCACUUGCCCUCAUCAAGACACUGCUGAUGACGAGCUUAAAUUCGAAACGAUUCAGCGUAUGACUCUUAAUUGCUGUGGAUGCAAUGAACAGUUCGACACAGAAGAAGCAAUCAUGGAGCAUCGAAAAAAUAUGCAUCCUCCACCCGCACUUUACGGCCGUAGGAAGAGCAUGUUGAUUUGCGAGCUAUGCAAUAAACAGGUUCCCACAGCCAAAGACUUGACGAAUCAUCAAGCUCGGGCAGCUAAUAAAAAUGUCUACCGAUGUAAAAUUGGUGAGUGUGUUUUCGAAACCAGAUCCUUGAAGCAAAUUAAAAAGCAUGUCUUCGGUCAGGCUCACCUGGAUGCCAGUGGUAUAAGCGUUUGUAUCUACAAUCCGAACCCGAUAGAAUAUGAAUGUUGUGUUGGAACGUGUACGUUCACAAGUAGGUCCUAUGACGACAUAGUCGGGCAUGUAAUAGACAGCCAUAACAACGCAAAAUCAUUUAACGCUAUACAAUAUCAAGGCCGUAACUUAUUCUGCGAGGCUUGUAAUAAAGGAUAUGAUAACUGGCACAAACUACUGAACCAUAAAAAUAAGAAACCGUCGUGUUGUUGUAAGUACUGUGGGAAAAAUAUAAAGAAAUCAGAAUUAGAGACGCAUCUGGAAGAAUGUCCUAUGAGAGUUACAGUCGAUUGUGACGUAUGUUGUAAGCAAUUUGAAUCCCCGAGGCUUUUGAGAGUGCACAAGAAGAAUAUCCACAAACCUAAUCCAGUGCCGAAAAAACUCACUGCCGGUAAGAUUUGCAGUGUAUGUGGAUUGGUGUUCACGAAUAUUGUAGCUCACAUGCUAUCACACACCGAUCAGCGACCAUUCAAGUGCAGCCAGUGUCCGAUGAGUUUCAGAUCCAACUUGGCGCUCAGUAAUCAUAGUGGGGUCCAUGCAACGGUGAAAGCCUACGCUUGUCGUCACGGAUGUGGUAAUCGCUAUAGCCACGCAACUGAUCGUUUCCGCCAUGAGCGGGCGGUCCAUCUGAACAUUAAGCCACACACGUGCAGUAUAUGUUCGAAGUCCUUUGUACGGGAUCGUGAUCUGAGGUUACACAGUCGGAUACAUACUGGGCGGAAAUUAUAUCCUUGCGAUAAGUGUGACGAGAGCUUCGAUAAGCUGAGCGAGCUACGGGAGCAUAGGUGUAACGAAGAACAUUUGAUUUGAUUCAAUAUUAUCUUGGUAGUUCGUAGAUUAAUACGAAUAAAACAAAAAAAAUAUUUUGAAUACAA